CUCAGUGAGGCGCCGCGGUCGUCUGGCAGCGCAGCCAUGGCUUCCGUGCGGGCACCGGUAGCGCGCGGCGGGGCUCGGCCCGCUCCUGUAAGGGCCCCCGCGCCGCCUGAGCCCACGAAGAGCAAACCAUCAGAGGAGGGCGAUGCUCCCCCUGCCAAGAGAGCACCCAUCUUCUAUGGCAGCCUGGAGGAGAAGGAGCGGGAGCGGCUGGCAAAGGGAGAGUCUGGGCUUCUGGGGAAGGAGGGGAUGAAGGCUGCUCUCGAGGCCGGCAACAUCAACAUCAGCAGCGGUGAGGUCUUUGAUUUGGAGGAUCACAUGAGCGAGCGGCAGGCGGAAGUCUUGGCUGAGUUUGAGCGCAGGAAGCGAGCCCGGCAAAUCAACGUCUCCACGGAUGACUCUGAAGUGAAAGCCUGCCUGCGAGCCCUCGGGGAGCCCAUAACGCUCUUUGGAGAAGGUCCUGCUGAGAGGAGGGAGAGAUUAAGAAAUAUCCUCUCAGUGGUCGGCACAGAUGCAUUGAAAAAGACAAGGAAAGAUGACGACAGAUCUAAAAAGUCUAAAGAAGAGUAUCAGCAGACUUGGUACCAUGAAGGACCACGUAGUCUAAAAACAGCAAGGCUGUGGCUUGCUAACUAUUCGCUUCCCAGGGCAGUGAAGCGUCUAGAAGAAGCCCGGCUGCUCAAAGAGAUUCCAGAGGCAACCAGGACAUCGCAGAGACAAGAACUACACAAGUCCCUACGAUCCUUGAAUAACUUCUGCAGUCAGAUUGGGGAUGAUCGCCCGCUGUCCUACUGCCACUUCAGCCCCAACUCCAAACUCCUGACUACUGCCUGUUGGAGUGGACUGUGCAAGCUGUGGUCCGUGCCUGACUGCAACCUUGUUCACACCUUACGAGGACACAGCACCAAUGUAGGAGCAAUAGUCUUCCAUCCCAAAGCCACCGUCUCCCUCGACAAGAAGGACGUCAACUUGGCCUCGUGUGCAGCUGAUGGUUCUGUCAAACUCUGGAGCCUUGAAAGUGAUGAGCCAGUGGCAGAUAUUGAAGGACACAGCAUGAGAGUGGCACGUGUGAUGUGGCACCCCUCUGGGAGGUUCCUGGGCACUACUUGUUACGAUCACUCGUGGCGCUUGUGGGACUUGGAAGCCCAGGAAGAGAUCCUUCAUCAGGAGGGGCACAGCAAAGGGGUCUAUGACAUCGCCUUUCACACGGAUGGGUCUCUUGCUGGGACUGGUGGACUGGAUGCUUUUGGCCGAGUGUGGGAUUUGCGCACCGGGCGUUGUAUCAUGUUUCUGGAAGGCCACCUGAAAGAGAUCUAUGGACUUAACUUCUCCCCAAAUGGAUACCACGUUGCAACUGGCAGUGGUGACAAUACUUGCAAGGUAUGGGACCUCCGUCAGAGGAAGUGCAUCUACACCAUUCCUGCCCAUCAGAACCUGGUGACUGGGGUGAAAUUUGAACCCAAUCAUGGUAACUUCCUGUUGACGGGCGCUUACGACAACACCGCAAAGAUCUGGACUCACCCUGGCUGGUCCCCUCUGAAAACACUGGCUGGUCAUGAGGGAAAGGUGAUGGGACUGGAUAUCUCCCUCGAUGGGCAGCUGAUAGCAACGUGCUCCUAUGACAGAACCUUCAAGUUGUGGACAGCAGAGUAGCUCAAAGGCACUGCUGAUGAACUGGGAUAGCAAUGUUAAUAAUGCCUUUGAACUAAGACCUGGGUUUUUAUAUAUUAAAUUUUUAAAAAAGGAAAGGAAUCGGCUGUUGCAACAUGUGUCACAGUGGCUGUGGUCACUAGCUGGUCUUGGUUUCCUGGUUGAGGCAGUUUUGAAGCAUCUGUGCUGACCAGGGCUUGGUUGGAGUCAAAGCUGGGAUGAUGUUCUUCCACUUUUUAGGACUUCUGCUUUAUAUUGCAGAUAGUGGUUAUCUGCAGUAAUUUGGAGAUGAACUACCUUCUUCCACCUUCCUUCUAGGACAGGCUCACAGGUUUGCUCCAGUCUGUUUUACACUUGUGUAGGUAGCCACACUGCACUUCAUGUAUGGUCUGUUGUAUGUUCUCUUGUUUUCUUACCUUCUCUUUUCCAGGAUGCUGUUAACAGCAGUCUGUGUCUUCAAAAAAUAAAGCAGAGUUAGCUGUUAGA
Lagopus muta (rock ptarmigan) is the source of this 2133-nucleotide messenger RNA. RefSeq names its product pre-mRNA processing factor 4 (gene PRPF4). Gene Ontology annotation, molecular function: protein binding; U4 snRNA binding; U6 snRNA binding. Gene Ontology annotation, biological process: mRNA splicing, via spliceosome. Gene Ontology annotation, cellular component: U4/U6 x U5 tri-snRNP complex. The record is from RefSeq and is a predicted model, not a curated record. The transcript is spliced from 14 exons. Bases 37 to 1650 code for a protein of 537 amino acids. NCBI's taxonomy places the organism in Eukaryota, Metazoa, Chordata, Aves, Galliformes, Phasianidae.